AUGGAGAGAAAUUAUGGGUUUCCACAAGCAAAUAAUGCAGCCGGAAAGGCCAGCCUGGCACCUGAAGUCAAAGUUCUUAAAGAAGUGCUGAAGCAUCUUGAGGCCACGGCUGGGAAGGUGAAGGGCCAGGCCAAAGCCUGGAACCCUUCUCUCACUGGAACUGGAACCCUGAUUCUGGACUUAGAAGAUGUUAAUGACAACGGGCCUGAACCCAGCCCUCGGAACUUUAAGAUGUGCAAUCAGCAGCCUCCUCCCACGCUGCUAGUCAUUACUGACCGUGACACAGCAAAGCACGGCGCACCAUUCGCUGCACAGCUCAUCAAGCAAUCCUCUCAAAACUGGACCAUCACCUUCAAUGAAACUGGUAAUGUUUUGUCUGUAGCCUCCAUUAAAAAACUGGACCCUGGGUUACAUCAGAUUUACUUAAGGCUGACAGAUAGCGGUGGAAUACAGCAAGACACCAUUGUUGAAGUAGAAGUAUGUGAGUGCCACGGAGAUGACAUCCACUGCCAGGGCAAAAACGUGAAAGCUGUGGGCCUGCCAAUCAUCCUGAUGAUUCUGGGUUCAAUCCUUGUGCUGCUGAUCCUACUGCUGCUGCUGCUGCUGUUCAUAAAAAGGAGGAAGAAGACGGAGUUAAAGGACCCCCUCUUGACAGAUGAUGACAGACAAGCAAAUAUCUUCUACUACGAUGAGGAGGGAGGUGGAGAGGAAGACCAGGACUAUGACUUGAGUCAGCUACACAGAGGCCUGGAUGCAAAGCCAGAAAUCAUGCGUAACGAUAUUGUUCCUACAUACAUGCCUGCUCCGCAGUAUCGCCCAUUGCCAGCUGAUCCCAAUGACAUUGGCAACUUCAUUAACGAUAACCUGAAGGCCGCUGACGAUGACCCCACAGCUCCACCAUAUGACUCCCUACUGGUGUUCGACUUUGAGGGGGGUGAGUCUAAUGCUGGGUCACUGAGCUCCCUGAAUUCAUCUAGCUCUGGAGGAGAGCAGGACUACGACUACAUGAAUGAGUGGGGACCAAAGUUCAAGAAGCUGUCUGACAUGUAUGGAGGUGAAGAAGAUGGCUGAGUUCAUGGACCAGAAGAGAAGCCACAUCUGGUUUUAUCUGCAGUGACAGUCAAGUUUUCAUAUUUCUUUCUACAGUAGGGUUGUUCAUUUAGCUUGUUCUGAGCUUUACUCUUUUCUUUUCAAACUCAAUUCUCUUGAAGUUUUUCAGUUUUUCGUGUAAGUCAACUCACAAAUUAAAAGGAACUAUUCUAGUCAGUAGAAAUACAGUUCCUUAUUGCACACAAUGUAAAAUUGAUACAAUGAUAUACAUUGAAAAAUACCUUCUUGUAACAUUUCAGGCUGUUAAGUUUGUCAGUUUUGGGUAUUUAAGGCUCACAAUGACUCAGAUCACCUGAAGUAAUGGAACCACACAGUCACUUUAAAACUAUAUUAUGUUUGUUAAGUAAUGAGACAUGAUAGGAUGUAGCUUAAAGAUGAUUAUUACAAUCUCAUAUCAUUCUGAGAUGUAAAACUGAGUCAUUUAAACACAUGGGAGCUAAGUAAAUCUAUAAGGAACACACUAAAUGACUAUAACACAAUUAUUCACAGCAUUUUGUUUCUAAAACAUGCUUUAUUAUUCAUUACAUGAGUGGCAGUCUUCACACGUGGCUUUAUUUGAAAAUUUGUCAUACUUACAGCAAACAUAUGAACUACAGAUAUUACGGGAUUCUGAGUUUGUUAUACUAGACCAUGGACCACUUCCUAAAAUUAAGAGCACUAAAAGUAGACAAACAGCUACGUUAUCAAACCACAAGCUACACACACAUACACCACACAUAUCCAAAGUGCACAUCAUACCGGCAGAGGUGAGACAAAGCUCCCGACCCACUUGUGUGGGGUACUUUACCCUUCACAUCCAUCUUGCAUUUAUAUGUCAACUCCAAGGUAGUUGUACCGUAAGCUCUUCACAAAACCUGUCUAACUUAUUUCUACCCUCAUUGCAGCUAACCAUGGUUUUGAUCAGAUAAUUUCAGUAGGUGUUCUCUCCAUGCGGGGGGGGGGGGGGGCUUAGCUUUACGUAACCCUUUAAUUUGUAUUCCGGCUCGGAGAUUGUAGCUCCUCAAGGCUGGAUAUGUAUCAGCUGAGAGCUAUUUAAAAUGUCCCUUCUUUCAUUCAUCUACACUGCCACUGAUGAUCAAAAAUCUAUGAAUCAUUAGCGGUGAGAUACACUUAAUUAAACAGUUUUCAGAGACACACGCUUAUCUGUCUAAAUGUCAUGGCUUUAUUCACAGCAUUUGAUACUAUUACGUUUUGUUUUCAUCAGUUUCCCAAGAUUUAGUUGUGAGAUGUCAGAGAAGUUACAGAAAUUCCCAGUGCAAACAGUAUAAAUGGACUUGAGAAUUAUUAAAUUGUAGGGAAUUUGUUUUUGUACAGUAAGAAUUGUCACUACUAUACUUCUAUAGCUGAACAUUAGAACUGUGUUAAGCAAUAUAACAAGCUAAAUGUCACUUAAUAUAAUAUCAUUUGCUGUCAAAACUGUGUAGAACGUCUAUACUUUAUAAAUGUUUAAAACAUGGUUUAAAACAACAUGUUCUUACUGAUAUGCUGAAAUACAUUAUUAAGGUAUAAAUAUUCUUGCUUCCUGGGAAAUGGUUGCCAUACUUUUGAGUAUGUAUAUCGUGAUGUUAUUUUUCAUUUUGCAUCAUUUAUAAAUUUGAAAAAGACAUAAUUGCAUAUUUAAAAUAGUUGAU
Protopterus annectens (West African lungfish) is the source of this 2741-nucleotide messenger RNA. Its product is annotated as B-cadherin-like. Gene Ontology annotation, cellular component: cytoplasm; plasma membrane; adherens junction. NCBI's taxonomy places the organism in Eukaryota, Metazoa, Chordata, Ceratodontiformes, Protopteridae. Gene Ontology annotation, molecular function: calcium ion binding; cadherin binding. The transcript has 6 exons. Gene Ontology annotation, biological process: cell morphogenesis; adherens junction organization; calcium-dependent cell-cell adhesion. The record is from RefSeq and is a predicted model, not a curated record. Bases 1 to 1071 code for a protein of 356 amino acids.